GCGGAGGCGGAGGCGCCCGGGGCGAUGCUGCGCAGCCAGGCCCGGGGAGCGACGAGGAGCCGCCCGGAGGGUACGAGAAAAUGGCCAAAAGGAACGCGGAGAAGGAGCUGACGGACCGGAACUGGGACCAGGAGGACGAGGUGGAGGAGGUGGGGACGUUCUCGGUGGCAAGCCAGGAGGUCUUGAGGAGCAGGGCCAUCAAGAAGGCCAGGCGCCGCAGCGUGACCUCGGAAUCUGAAAGUGGAGGGGCUUUUAAAGGCUUCAAGGGCUUGGUUGUGCCUCCUGGAGGAGGGGGGCUCUUUGGCAAUGGCACCAGCAUCAGGCCUCUGGAUGGCCUGUCCAACGGCGGUAGCGCGUCCUCUGCGCCCACCCGGGCCCCCGCCAAGGCUGCGGCAGAGAAGAAAGUGACCUUUGGCCGCGUCACAGCCAACGGCCCGAUGUUUCCCACGGGGGCGGACAAGAAGGCUGCCAGCACCAAGACCAAUGGGGACAGCCAGCAGCCUUCCUCCUCCGGCCGUGGCGCCAGCACCUACCACAGACAGCUCGCCGCCUUAAACUGCUCCGUGCGCGACUGGAUCGCAAAGCACGUGGACACCAACCCGCUCUGCGACCUGACGCCCAUCUUUAAGGACUACGAGAAGUACCUCCUGAGCAUCGAGCAGCUGGCUGGCAGUGGCGGCGGCAGCAGCGAUGGCAGCGCGGAGAGGGAGGCCGGCCGGCAGCAGCCCCGAGACGCCCCCUUCGUGUUUGACACGAACAAAGCCAACACGCGGGCAGAAGCACCGGCGGAGAAGAAGGUGGCCCCGGCGGUGGGAGCGGCCUCUGCCACCUCCUUCCACUUCGGCCAGAAAGUCGACAGCUCGCUCCUGGGCCCCUUGGGCGCCAGCCCCACGGCAAACUUCUCUUUCUCUCUUGGAAACGCGGGCAUAUUUGGCAGAGAUGUGGCCCAGGCGAGUUCCGUCUUUUCCUUCUCCAAGAUGGCGGAGAACCAGCAGGACACGUCCGCUGCUCAGAGCAAAGUAGGUGCUGAAGAGGACGAGAGCGAAGAGCCGCCCAAGGCCGUCGUCACCGAGGUCAAAGAGGAGGAUGCCUUCUACUCUAAGAAGUGCAAACUCUUUUACAAAAAAGAUAAUGAGUUCAAAGAGAAGGGCGUGGGCACGCUGCACUUGAAACCCGCCGCCAAUCAGAAGACUCAGCUUCUGGUUCGAGCCGACACCAAUUUAGGUAACAUCCUCCUGAACGUCCUGGUUUCACCCAACAUGCCCUGCUCCCGCACUGGCAAGAACAACGUGCUCAUCAUCUGCAUCCCCAACCCACCCAUCAGCGAGAAGAACGCCGCCAUCCCCGUGACGAUGCUCAUCCGCGUCAAGACCACUGAGGACGCCGACGAGCUGCACAAAAUUUUACUGGAGAAGAAGGAGGCGUGAAGGCGGCGGAGGCUUCAGCGCCUUUGCCAAGUUGCUGCUUUUUUCCCUUAAACUUACUCCUUUUAUUCUUAACUUUCUACUUUGACAUUCUGAGAACUUGGAGGUUUUCUGAAAGGUUUUGUGGGGAAAAUUACUAUGGCCAAUAAAAAGCUUUAACUGAACGCGGGACGGCGUCGGGAGAGUGUGUGGGAAGAGCACCCCCGCGCAGGGAGAGGCGGGGCGACUCCCUCCCGGAUGCCGCUCUGCUUGCGGCCGCAGCGCCAGGCUCAGGAAUCGCCUUUUCAGUGUGGGGGGCUUUUGUCCUGGAGGGAGCGCCAAGCCCCAACUGUGCUGCCCUGGAGAUGGGCACAAUUCAGCAGUAAGGACCUGAGGUUGACAGGAAGAGGAAGCGGACAUGCGGCUGUUCUGCAUGGACCAGCUUGCGUCACUCUUGCGGGGCUGUCCUUGAGGCCCAUGGCGUCGCUCGCAUCCAGCGCCCUAGGGACCUGGUGGUGGGUUUUUAGAAGGUGAGCUCAGGGUUAGCGCCAGGGAUUCCUGUGGUUAAAACAGGGUAUCCUGGGGCUUGCCUGAGUGACACCCGCUGAUGGGCUGGUUGAGCCGACCUCCGGGGCCUCCUCUGAGUUCCGAGGGGAGGGUCGGGCUCAGGGACGGACGACCUCGGUGUGAUCUUGGCCCUGCAUUGUUUGCCAUGUUGUGGGGGGUCGUGGUUCAUGGGGAGGACCCCACGUGCUGGAAAUGUGUCCACCCUUCUUCCGUGACCUCUGGAGAAUGGGGGGGGGGGGUUGUGUUGUCUUUUUUGUUUGUUUUUUGUAAGUUAGUGUGUGUGGUGAGACCUCACUUUGCUGGUGGUUCAGCUGUCGCUGUUUCUGUGAGAAAACAAUAGGGAAAUGACCUAGUGGGUAACGUGCCGGUGGCCGCAAUGUGGGGCAGCAGGCGUGCUGGUCAGCCUGGGGUCGGACUUCUGGACCCGUUGACCUCAGCUCCAUCAACCCGAGAGCUGUGUCGAACCACGCAGCUGGUUCCUUGCCUAAAGUAAACUAGGAACCUUUCAGACUAAUUGAUAAGAACUACAUUUUGUAUAGAUUUUGAGUUUGAAAGUUAGCCGCUGACCGGCGGGCGGCCCGUGGGGAGCGUGGGCACGUCCUGGGGAGGCUGACCCCUUCCGGUCACAUUCCCUUGCACAGAAGGCAUUUUAAUUUCCAUAUGUUAGUCAUUUUUGGCAUCGAGGAGCAUACAAGCCGACGAGUGCGCUUGGUGUCUGAUUUGUGAGCGUUUUACUUGGUGUUACUCAGGGCCUGCCUUUUGUUGUCUAGGCUGCAUGCCAAAAAUCUACCCCUCGGGGAGCGGGCCUGGAGGGGCUCUGAGCCCCCACCAAGCCCCUGGAGGUGAAGGGGCAGUGCCCUUAGAGAAGGAUGGCAGGGGAGCCGAGUGGACAGGCCGCCUGGAGCCAGGGGAGCACAAAGGAGGCGGGUCAGGGCAAGUACGCGCCUUGAGCUGGGGAGGCAGGCGGGCGAUCCCUGGGAUGCCGGCCUGCUUUCGAGGCCCCAGAGUGUGAGCGUCACACAUGGGAUGCUUCAGGCCUGCCAUCCACGUGUUCUUGGUUUCUGGUUUUUUGGGGGGGAGUUAAACACAACAAAUGGGAUAUCCUUUUCUAAGACCAAAACCCUUGGACUGUCCACUGUCAUUUCUUGGUUUUUAGCGCCCUGAAUGGUCCCGUUGGGACGUGUAACAAAUCCACAAAAUGUGAAUAAACAGAAGUGAACACAACCAA
Molecule: messenger RNA, 3198 nt
Organism: Vombatus ursinus (common wombat)
Lineage: Eukaryota; Metazoa; Chordata; Mammalia; Diprotodontia; Vombatidae
Gene: NUP50
Product: nucleoporin 50
Exons: 8
Coding region: 81-1427 (448 amino acids)
Biological process (GO): protein import into nucleus
Cellular component (GO): nuclear pore
Source: RefSeq, a predicted model, not a curated record